CUAGAAGGUGGGGUUACCUACCGCAGAAAGUUGCAGAGCAACAUCACUGCUGGAGCACGGUUGCAGAUCAACAUCACUGUUGCAGCACUUUUGCCUCGGUUUAACAGGGCAGGGCGACACUUUUGAACCUAUUUUCAAAAGGCUACACUUUCCAAAGAGCAGGUGUCUACAAGUCGGCUAUACAUCUUCCACAUCAAGAUGUUGGCGUGCACAGAGAUGAUCACGAUGUGCCUUCAGUCGGCGAAAAAUAAGCAUCUUCGCGCUCAGCAGGAACAACUGCAGCUACUGCAUAGCCCUGUUAAUGGACUUCCAAUUUUGAAAGAUAUUUUCUGCCGCGCUGACAAAAACGAUGAUGGAAAACUGUCGUUUGAUGAGUUCAAUGCUUAUUUCGCAGACGGGAUUCUCACCACUGAGGAGUUGCAGGAGCUCUUCUACUCCAUAGAUGGGCGGCAGAAUAACAACCUAGAUACCGACAAACUAUCAGAUUACUUUGCUCAACACUUGGGGGGAUAUGUGAAUGUCCUCUCUGCUCUGGAGAUCCUAAAUGUUGCCAUCUUGAAGGCUAUGGACAAAACUAAAAAGGAGUACCAGGACUCCUCUGUGCUGGGACAGUUUGUGACCCGCUUCAUGCUGAGGGAGACCUCCAGCCAGCUGCUCUCUCUCCAAAUGUCCCUGCAGUGUGCCAUUGAGGCCGUGGAAGAGCAGAGCAGGCCCGCACCUGUUCUACGUGCUGCAGUGCCCUUUGGGGCUUCUACCUUGCCCAGCAGGAGAACUGUCCCAGUCAUACACUCCCUCGGCCCUGCGGAUAGGAGAGCGGUGAAGGUGGUGGAGCAUCCCUCAGCGCAGAGAAACAGCAGACGAUGUGGCCGCAAGUUUCAGAAGAACAUGUGCCUCUCCCCUAUCCACCCCUACUCAGGCAUCCUCACUACAGGAGUGACCAUGGAGAUUAAUGACCACUGGUGCUCCCAGAUCAACAGGCUCCAGCAGCUAUUGGACAAGCUGGAGUGGCAGGGUCCAAAGUUGGAACCCCUGAAAGAAGAUACGCUGGCCAGUACAUACAAAUCUAACAUCCUGCUGGUGCAGACGCAGAUGUCGGCAACGGAGGACCUCGAGGAGUUCCAGAAGCUGCUCAAGAGCUAUGUGGACGCCACGUCCAACCACAGCGACAACUUGCAUGUGUCUAUCCAGAAGCUCCCAGGAAAGUCGUGCUACAUAAUGUAUGAGUUUUGGCAGGAUCGUAUCUCCUGGAUGAGCUACCUGCAGUCCAAUGCCAGUAAGAAAUUCCAGCGCUGUGUCAUUGAUACAUUGGAGGAUUCCGAGCUUGUGUCUACCAUGCUGCUCCCAGGUAAACUCAAGGCAUCCUGGUGGAUUAUGACUGACUAACUAGCAGCUGAUCAUGUAUCCCGCCCCCCCACACACACACAACACAACCUCGAGACAAGAAAUUCAACAUUUCAUCCAAGUUUUUCGGUUCAAAGCUACCGGACACGCAACACUGUGUUAAAACAGCAUCUUGCGGCAUCUUUCUUAUGUACCAGUCAAACGUUUGCACACACCUACUCAUUCAAGGGUUUUUCUUUAUUUUGACUGUUUUCUACAUUGUAGAAUUAUAAUGAAGACAUCAAAAUUAUGGAUUAAAACAUAUGGAAUCA
Molecule: messenger RNA, 1652 nt
Organism: Salmo salar (Atlantic salmon)
Lineage: Eukaryota; Metazoa; Chordata; Actinopteri; Salmoniformes; Salmonidae
Source: RefSeq, a predicted model, not a curated record